GAUGCGCUGAAGAUAUUAUCGGCAUGAGAUGGAAGCAGCCACCAUUCGUUCAAUGCAGCAGGUCGGGCCAACCGGACAACGGGCCGACUCUGGCCCAUCGCCUCAGCCGCCGCCGCCUGGAAUGUCGUAUCAGCAGCGCGUUCAAACUGCGACCGCUGCUCAAAUUCAUCGAACGGCUGAUACGACACAGGGUUAUAGCAAGGGAGGGCCGUCGCCGUCACAGUCAGUGCCUCGAUCAGCGGCAAGUCCAUUGUCACCACCAAGGCCAGGUCCAGGGGCUGCUGGAGCCGCGAAUUAUCCAUCAUUUGGAGGCGCUCCGGCCAGAGAAGCUCCCUUGCGAUAUGUGCAAAAUAACUCGUACGUCCCUGCCUUCAUACGGGAUGCGAGUCCGUUCACCCGCGUCUCACAGGUACAGCAAGUUGUUGCUGAGUACCGUCAGGUGGUUCCUUCCUCGGUUAUUGGAGCAGCGAACGUAGUGCCCAAUAGCAUAAUUCCCCCAUCUAUCAGCAUUGUCAACAAUAUGGAUGUGGUGCCGCUGCAUUCGACAUCACAUCACAUCCAGCAGCAGCAACAACAACAGCAGCAGCAACAGCAGCAGCAGCAGCAGCAACAGCAGCAGCAGCAUCAACAGCAAACCACUCCAAUUCCAUCGCAACCGUCUUCGGUUUCUUCCCAGCAAGUGGGAGGAGGAGCCCAGAUGAUGGUGGCAUCAGUGACGCAACAACAACAAGCGCCCCAACCACCACAGAUUGUGAUGCAGCAAAUUCCCCAACAAACGUCCACCAGGCCCCGCAUUUCGUUGCUUCAUCCAAAUCCAGAUUACCAUCUGCAAACGGCGCGAUCGGUGGUCUCGACACUACCGGAUAGCACGGGGCCACCCGCAUUUAAAAAGAUUCGAUUAAAUGAAGUCGUCGGUUCGCAGCAUCCUCCGCCGGUUGUGGGUUCCGUACCACUAUCAGUUGGUAGUGGUGGCAGCAACGCAACCACUUUGCUGAAGGUUGAUACACGGGAAUCGCCGGUUGUGAUGGUGCCCUCGGGUGCAUACCAUCCGCAAGUGGAAGCCAUCUCUCCUACACUGCCCAGUGAUCCUAUGGAAGAGUUACGAGCCACAAAGGACGAACUGUUGCAACAGAUCGCCAAGGUGGAUAACGAAAUUGAUAAAGCGGAGAAGAAGAUUGCGUCACUGAAGAAGAAGCAGGAAUCCCUCGAGGAAGCGUCUGCUAAGCCGCCGAUCGAAGAAAGCUCCUCGGAGGCACAGCCUAAGCACCGUAACCUAGCGCAGAAAAUUUAUGCGGAAAAUCGCAAACGUGCCUCCGCAGCUCAUGCCGUCCUUAGUACGCUCUGUUCAAUCGGAGCUGACCCUCUCCCGCUGUAUAAUCAACCGUCAGAUGCGGAGGUGUGCCGAGAGGUACAGGAACGCCAUCGGAUGUUUAAACAGCGGCUGCUGUUGCACUUCCGGAAGAUCAAAACUGAGCGUGCGGCAAAGCAGUGCGAGAUAACGGAGCGUUACGCCCAGUUAUCACAGGAAUGGACCAAGCGCGUCGAUAAGCUGGAGGCGAGCGCCAAGCGUAAGGCAAAGGAGGCCAAGAAUCGCGAGUUCUUCGAAAAGGUUUUCCCGGAGCUUCGAAAGCAGCGGGAAGAUAAGGAGCGAUUUAAUCGUGUAGGUUCUAGAAUAAAAUCCGAAGCCGACCUUGAAGAGAUCAUGGAUGGUCUUCAAGAACAGGCCAUGGAGGAUAAGAAAAUGCGCUCAUAUGCUGUGAUUCCACCUUUAAUGUUAGACUCCAGACAAAGAAGGCUAGUGUUUAAUAAUGAAAAUGGAGCGCUGAUAGACAUGGAAACGGAAUUUAAGGAGCGGUUAAGUUUGAAUGUGUGGACAUCGGGAGAAAAAGAAUUUUUUCGGGAAAAGUUUUUGCAGCAUUCGAAAAAUUUUGGCACAAUUGCAGCCAGUUUGGACAGGAAAAGUGCCCAGGAUUGUGUGCGAUAUUACUACCUCAGUAAGAAGACGGAAAAUUAUAAACAGUUGUUAAGAAAGUCCCGACAGCGAACAAGAAGCUCUAGAAACCCUCAAAAAUCCAACCAGCAGCAAACACAAUCAAUUGUGGAUGCAAUGACUACUGGUGUUACGACAAGACUACAACGUGAACAACAACAAAAGACUGUAGGCCGUGAUCGCGCCGCGAAUUCAACAAAUAGUACGAUAGGAAGUAAUGCGACAUCCAAUGUUGUCAAUGUCACUACAAAUCCGUCAUCAAAUACCGUGCCCGUCAGCAGUAAUAAUGGGUGUAGUGGCAAUAAUAUCAACAGCAACAGUAGUAAUAAUAGUGUUACUAAUACUAACGCGACCAACGAUGUCACUGGCACGGGUAACAACGGCAGCAGCAUUAGCGGUAGUUGCAUUACCAAUUCUUCGUCCCUAUCACCCAGCGGUUAUAGUGUAUCUGCCUCGAUCACUGCAUCAACCGUGGCAUCUGCUUGUGGUAACAAUAAUAACAACGCCAGCAGUGGUAGUACUAACAGCAGUAACAGCAGCACUACAAUUUUGGGCAGCGCAAAUGAGUCAAAUGUGAACAGCAAUGGAGCUAAUGUCAGCAACAGUAGCUGUACGACUGGUGGAGAUUCAAUGGAGGUGUCUACGAAGAUCAAUGAAAAUGAAUUGAACCCAUCGACGGGCACCACAGUGGUGCACACGACAACGGGGACUGCUGGUGGAGUAACAACGAUAACGAAUGUAGCUGCGUCUGGUGAGGGAUCCACGAACAAUGAUCCUGGAGCGGAUGUACUAUUGUCAAAAUCUUCAAACACUGUUAAGGCUGUUAGUGGUACAGGUAUCACAUCCACCGCAACACCGUCUGGAAAGGUUGAUCAACUAACAGUGCAACCACCGAUUGCAGGAUCCGCAAAUGCAUCGUCUGUGGAAAAUAGUAUUGGAGUAUCGUAUGUUAUACCAUCCGCUACAAUAGCGUUGUCUAACAUUCCGAUAAACGGCGUGAAACCUGAUUUGCUGUCCUUAAACUCAACCGCAAACCAAUCUUUACCAUCGACAGUUGAGUUAACGCUCGGGUCGGUGGUAGCAAGCGUUGUAAGUAGUAAACUUGGCAGUGUUAAAGACGAUCUCCAUCACCUGAAAGAAGAAAUUAAUGCAAGUGACUCAUCGAACAAACGUAAGGAUGACAAUAUUAACGAAUCAAGCGGUGCUGCUGACAUCCAGGAAGACAAAACAAAUGCUACAGGUGCCCUACACACGUGUUUCAUCUGUAAGGCAGAGCUAUGUUCACGAACCCGGCCCAUUGAGCGAAGCCGUGCCGCACAAUACGGUAUAUCGGAGGCGGAGAUACCUGUUGGAGCCAGAAUUUGCAACAGUUGUCAAUGCAAAUCGGUGAAAUCGCGUUACACUCACUGUCCACUUCCGACAUGCCCGAAUCCAAAAGAUCGCGUGAAGCGUUUCCGCAAUCUUCCACCUCGGCUGUUCGAAUUGGCCCCCGAAAUACGUGAUCCGAUCGUGCAGGAGCUUCAAAUACCGCCAAAUGUAAGCAAAUGCUGUUCGGCGUGCUUGACGCGUAUUCGUCGCAAAAUGGGUCCACAUCUACUCGGCAACACCAGUCUGACGGAUGAUGAGGUGAAUCGAUUGAAAAAAUUACUGCAAGAACAUGGGCCCAAAUGGAACCAAUUUGCAGAGUCACUGUCGAAACCAGCUCUUGCGCUGAAGAGCUGCUACUUUCACUAUCAGAAAAAGUAUGGGCUUGAUGUAGCGCUAAAUGAAUACUAUAAGCUGCAUCCGAGUGAGGAUCGCCGAUCGGUAAUGACGGAUGGGGAUGAGUCGGACCUCAGUGCUGGAUCGUCGUCGUCUGAUGAGCGGGAUGGUGGCAGUGACACAACAGCGUCGGCCGAAAGUCCAACUAGUGGCAAUGCAGGAGCAAAUAAUGUUACAAUCGGAAAUGCGGCACUGGGGACGAAAGGCAAUAGUAGUGGCAUCGUUAGUGACGGAACAUCUCUUUCGGAUGGUGGGACUGCAACGAAGCUAGACGAAGGCGGAAUAAUUAUGCUAGGUGGUAGCAAUGUUGCAGCUGGCGUUAUUGGCAAUAGUAACAAUAGCGGCAGUAGCGGUAGCGAAGUGGCCAUUUCGCUUGCUCCACCACCGAAAACCACCGCCACCAUCACUGGAUCUUCUUCAUCUACAUCUUCGGGGGGCAGUGGCGUAGCGUACGAGGAUGAUCGCUUGCUUCCACCUGGUCAACCUCAGCCAAGGAAACCAUUGCGUCAUACAGAGGAGUACGAUAGUUCAGCGACGGAAACAGCGGACGAAGAAAACGAAUCAUCUCCGGCAAACAGACAGAGUCCUAAAGUUUCUCUACCACAUCCACCUAUACCGCAUUCACACUAUCCGCCGCCAUUACACCAUAGCACUGGACUUGCAAUGUUGCACAACUCCAUCACCGCCACACAGCAACAGCAAUCGAAUGGUCCUCGAUCAAAUGCAAUCAGUGGAGUUGGUGGCGUUGGAGGUAGUGGUAGCGGUAGUGAACUACAUAAUGUACGGGACGUGAUGCUAAACGUGAUUGAAAGAUCCUUGAAGAAUAAUUCCUUGACACCAGCCGGUAAACCACCUCCGCCGGGAUUACGUGAUUUACAAUUUGGACCCAGCGGCACUCCUCCAGUUCCUUCUGGGCAGCAAAUCCAACCAGUACCUGGUUCUGCGUCGUCCGUGUCUUCAUCCGGCACAAACUCUUCGGCUACAACAUCAUCCAUGAUUAGAGAUUAUCGCGAUGGUACGAAGGUAAUGCUUACCUCAGCGGCAGGCGUUUCUCAAACGUUGGCAGGGAGUUCCACUGUAUCAUCAUCUCAAUCUGCGCAGCAACCCAAUCAGCAUUCGAUGCCAGUGUCUACGUUAGGUAUUACGGUGGUAAAUUCUCAUGGACAAAUAAUUGCUUCGCCAAGUCAACAGCCUCAUUCAUCUUUACCGCCACCACUCGUCGGUGGUCAUGUACAGUUAAGUCAUCAUCAUGCAUUGGGUGGUCAAAUUCCGGCUACUAUCACACCAAUUCCACACUCCAUUCAUCUUGGAGCAUCGUCCAGCUUGAAUUCUUCGGUAGCGCGUGCGCCGAACGAUGAACCACAGACGUUGGAUCUCAGCAUUAAGAAAACACCUCGGACGGAAGCAGUGGCCGCUGUAACAGCAUCGACAACAAAAUCAAUGGAGGUUGGCAAUAGCAGCAGUGGUGGCGGAGGCAACUUUCCACCACCGCCGGCCCACAGUCACAGCACUAGCAACCACCACAGCGGUCCUUCUGUUGGGAGCAAUGGUACGGGUGCAAGCACUGGCAGCAACAACAACGUUAACAACAAAUUCCAUCUUGGUCACCCAGGACCUCCAAACUCGCAUGGUGCGUCUGUUACCGUUUAUCGGACGGAUGGUGGCACAUUUCCGGGACCUAGCAUUCCAUCAUCAUCCGCUGUUGCAGGAGUUGGCCCCUACGUGAGCUAUCACCCGCCCGUGUCCGGGGCUUCUGAUGCACUGGGUAGGCCGCUAACAAAAUCGCCAUCUGGUGCUGGUGCGACGUACCUAACCAUACCGCUAGGCACUGGACCGGGACAGAGUGGCACGGGUAUAUCGAUGCAAGUUUCCACCGGAUCGGGACGUCAGUCAACGUUGUCUUCCCUUACGCCGCCUCCACCGCUGUCUGGUAAUGGAGGUCCAAAGGGUAAAAACACUCCCAAGUUGAGUCCUAAGUUGUCGGGUAGUGGUUCAGUACCCAAAGGAGGUUCCAUUACACAUGGUACACCGGUAAAUGUGAAUCAGCAACAACAACAGCAGCAGCAAAGCCAGUUAAUCAUUCAGGGUCAACCGUCAUCGUCGGCAACAUUAAGCCCGCGGUAUGAAAAUCAUCUUCUUCGUCAAACUCCUCCAUCAUCGGUUGCUUCCAGUGGUCGCCCAGGUGCUUCAUCAUCACCCGUUAUAAUGAGUGACAAGUUCAUCGGCUCCAUAACCCAAGGAACUCCUGUGCAUGGUGGUAGUGGAGGACUGUUGCCUGACAAACGCUCCAACGCGUCAGCAUAUGAUUACAAGCGACAGAGUCCGGCACAAACGAUAGUGGUUCCUGGUGGAGGUCAUGUCCUGCCAAUUCAAUUUAGUCCCUAUGGGGCUGGAGUUCGUGGCGGUAAUACCGGAAAUGGUAAUGGAGCUCCAGGUGUUGCAGGGUACCCUUCAUUGGAACAAACUUCCCAGCAGCUGAGUUCACGGCAAAUCAUUAUGAAUGAUUAUAUAACCUCGCAACAGAUGCAAGGUCGAACUACUGGGGCAGGCGGUAGUGGAGCAGUCGGUUCAUCUGGUGUUGUACCUUUGGUAGUAAACGCAGCUGCCGGCGGCCGUUCUGGGAAAGAAUCCCCAUUGCCACGAAAUGUUGGUGGCAGCGUAGUGGGUGUUCCCGCUCCACUGUCCAUUCCGCCAGGAUCGAUUUAUGGUCUGGUAGGAAGCAAUGUGGUUGGUGCGUCACCGUUGGGAAUUGUUAGCAGCCGACAAGCUCAGAAUGAUUAUCUAAGCCGAUCUUCACCAGUUGCAGAUCAUGUUAACAGAAUCUCCCCGGUGUAUAGUAACACGUCUAGUCCUCAUCGAACUCCACCGCCUCCACAGCGACAAGGUGUUAUACAGCGCCACAACACCAGCGCCAACAGCGGAAACAGUAGUGCAUCCGGAAAUGGAGGUAGUAGUAACAGUGGAAAUACAAAUCCGGUAAUGGUUGCUGGAGGAGGUAUUGCCUCUUCCAAACCACCAAGCCCAGCGCCGCGCUAUCAUUUGCAACCGCCACCGCCGCCUCACCACUACCUUCAAGAUGCAUUUACUUCGUUCGUCGAUCUAGCAGUGCAACAGCCCCCGAUGACAGUUCCCCAUAAAGACGAUGCAAAACGUGCGGCAAUGGAUCAGCAACAACAACAACCGCCCACAAUAUCGGCAGGGUUGUCAAUUUCAUCGACCCAUCCUCACGAUAUGCGAUAUCAGCAUCCUAGCAUGAUCCCAUUCCAUCAUCAACAGCAUCAUCAGCAGCAGCAGUCAAAACAAACGUCGCAAUCGUUAGUGCAAUCACAGCAGUUGCACCAAUCGCAACAGCAAUCCCAACAACAAUUACACCAGCAGCUGCAGUCACAACAGCAAUCCCAACUACAAUCUCAACAACAACACUCACAGCAGCAAGCGCAAGAACAGUCCAAAACGCAACAGCAGGACCAGAAUAAAUUACAGCCUCUGGAACUCUCCAAAGCUCAACCACAGUCGCAGCCACCACCACAGUCCUCUUCACAGCUGCAGUCGCAAUCACAGGCUCAUCAACAAGCGCAAAAUCAGCAACAGUUAUCGCAACAGCAGCAUCAACCGUCACAAUCUCCACAACCGCCGCAUUUGCAACAUCAACAAUCGAAACAGCAAUUGCAACCAAAUCAGUCUCAGCCUCCACAACAACAGGGUGGUCAACAAUCGCAGUCCAAUCCGCAAUCACACCAUUCAGCGCAAUUACUACAGGAAAAUCAAGAUAAUGAUCAUGAACACCAGAAGCAUCAACAGAAGCAACAACAGCUGCAUCAUAUGCAUCAACAACAAGCUGCAGCAGCAGCCGUCGCUCAGCACCAUCUACAAAUGCGACAGCAGCAGGUUGACUUGCAGCGUCGUCAUCAGCAAUCUCCAUUGCAUCCUUCGUUACAACAGCUGGGACCUAUUCCGUCGUAUCAACGGGAUCCUCAUGCUGACCAGCGGGAUCGCCGUGAUGAGCUAAAUUUCCGCGAACGUGUUGAACUCGAGCGCACGAUCAUGGUUGAAAGGGCGGAACGUGAAAGAGAUCGCGAACGUGAACGAGAGCGUGAACGUGAUCGUGAUCGUGAGCGAGAAAGGGAACGCGAUCGUGAGCGGGAGCGCGAACGAGAACGGGAGCGUGAUCGCGAUCAUCGUGAGCGACGUGAGAUGGAACGUGAACAACAGGCACGAGAACAACUUCAUCGCGAACGUGAACGUCUUGAUCGGCAUCAAGAGGCAGAAGAACGUCGAAGAAAGCAACACUAUGAUGGAUUUUUACCAGAUCGACGAGAUAGGGCAAUUGAAUUAAUGAGCGCUCGGACUACUUCAGACGGUUCGCUUACAGCAGCAAAUUUAAUUGAUGCUAUCAUAACACAUCAGAUCAGUCAAACGGCUGUCGAGCCACCUCCAAUGCCGUCAAUACGUGAUCCUCUCAGAACACCCUACUUUACCUCACGUGAUCAGCGUUCCAUGGCGAUGCAGCAGGUGAUCAGUGAAAAUAAUGGUAGUAAAUCUCAUUCUCCCAACGUCAUAAACGUUGAUUUGGAUUCGGACAACGUACAUCCGCAUCAUAGGCGGGAUAGUGGCGGCAUGAGUGGCAAUAGUCUCAGUGGUGUGAAAAACAUCACACUUGGCGAGUUGACCGAAUCGAUCAUAGCAAAGGAUUACUCACCGAAUCCGAAUCCAUAUCUAUCGUUACGACCACCAAUGAUACCGUACGGUACAGCAGCAGCAGGCAACCCUGGUGCGGAAGCGAUUUUAGCUGCCGAUCAAUGGAAACACCGACGACCAACGUCGAUGGCAACGUCAGGCAAGGAAGAACAAAUGCAACGUGGUGGUGGUGGUGGUGGUGGUGGUCACGAAGUUCAAAAAGGUCCAGGUCGAGUAACACCUGAAGAUCGGCAUAUUAUACGAUUGGCGCAAUCGCCCGGGCCGAGGAAUAAGUUUCAUGAAUCCGUUUCACCUGACGCGCCACAAUUCUUCCACCCGGGGCCGCAUUUGGGACGUGUGGGAGGAGCAGGAGGUCCUCAUGUAGGAGCCGGUGGUCGGGAUAAUUUUGUGCUAGAUUUUUACGUAAAAAAUCGUAUCGUCGAGGCAAUGCGUACGGAGGACGAAAAGCGUGCAGCAUCCGAUUCAUCGAUGGUAGUAGUGGUUGAUGGAGGCAAUAGUGGCAAUCGAAAUGUCGAUCGGCAGCAAUCUUCUCCCCGCAGUUUUCAAAAUCUCUCCCCGCAUCACACCCAACCAACGUCAGCUCAUCACCUCGUAAAGGACAUGGGUUUGGUUGAUCGUAGCGGCACUCCGGCGUCUGGAGGAAGCGAUGGACAGCAGCAGUCUCUCCAUUCUUCGACUGAAGAACAAAAACAAAACCAGCAGUAUCCGCCACAUUCUACAACAUCAUCCUUACUGGCAACAUCAGGCUCCACCACAACGAGCCCGGCGAUCGUUCACAAUACGUACCAUCAGCAACCGUUAACGACCUUCACUACGCCGCCCACAUACGCGUAUCCGUUUAGUGCUCUAACGGUCGCCAGUGGGGCACCGCCCACUCCCUCUUCUUCCUCAUCUGCAGCUACAUCGUCUACAACUUCUAUAGCAUCAACGAUAGGAACUGGCGGUAGUGGAGGUAGUAGUGUCGCUGGUAUGAAAUCAAUCAAUGCCGGUAUGAUUCUCACCGGAAGCGGUGCUGGAGUUGGUGGAAAUAAUUCUAUUGGAGUGAACAGUACUGGCGGAGGUAGCGGUCCUGGUGGUGUAUUGACAGAUGAUCGUCAUACUGCCUCGGCCCUAGAACCAAAGCCUCUGUUAUCUGCGCAGUACGAGGCACUCAGUGAUGAGGAUUAA
This is a messenger RNA of Anopheles marshallii, 9616 nucleotides long. RefSeq lists its product as uncharacterized. Lineage: Eukaryota; Metazoa; Arthropoda; Insecta; Diptera; Culicidae. The record is from RefSeq and is a predicted model, not a curated record. Bases 29 to 9616 code for a protein of 3195 amino acids. The transcript is spliced from 14 exons. Gene Ontology annotation, biological process: regulation of transcription by RNA polymerase II.